This is a messenger RNA of Aspergillus calidoustus, 4251 nucleotides long. Lineage: Eukaryota; Fungi; Ascomycota; Eurotiomycetes; Eurotiales; Aspergillaceae. The record is from the annotation of a GenBank genome assembly.
AUGGCCCGAGCAGCGGUCAUCCCCGCCUCCCCGCCGAAGCGCGCGACGCGUGGCCGUGCAAAGGGUAGCACCAGCACGAAGACGUCAACAGCGAAGCAGACAGGUAAAGUCAUAAGGGCGACAUCGGCAGCAGCGGCUACGGAUGCACGGAGGAAGAAUGCGCGGACAUUAACAACAAUGGCGCACGAUUCCGGGGAAUCAGAAGAAGACACGGAUGAUGAGAUUGGGGUUAUUGAUAAUAAGAGUCGCGGCAAGGCGACGACGAGUGCAACGAAAGGGAAGGCUGCGGCUUCUGCUGGGACGGGAAGGGGGAGGCCAAAGGCUACUGCUACAGCUGGGGAGGUAGAGAGCGAGAGCGAGGGUGAUGAUGAUGAGCUUGCUCAGUCGGAUGCGCCGAAGAAGAGGGCGGGAAGGAAGCCGAAGGCGGCGGCGAAGGAGAGCUCUGGGAAGACCGCGACUGCGACUACGUCUAGGCCACGAGGCCGGCCGAAGGGGACGACGGUGAAGCAAACAUCCACGACUGAAGAGGAUAUCCUCAAGGAGAACACGCGACGGAAUGCGCAGACGGGAGAUAGCGACGAUUUUUCGUCAUCUCAGGGACCUGCGGAGAUCUUCAUCAAAACUGGCUCGACUAUGAUUCGAGGUCCGCCGAAGAAGAAGAAGACCGUCACGUUCCAGGAACUUUCGGAGUCGGACUUUUCAGAGUCCGAUGAGGAGACUAACGAGCCUACUCUUCCGACUCGGCGACGGAGGGGGACAAUUGUUGCGAAAGACCAGGAUGGGCUUGGAGCGAAACCAGUUCGCAAGGCUCCCGCGGCAUCAACGAGGGGUCGGAAACCUGCCGCAGUCAAAAAGGACGGCGCUAAGCCUCUGUCGCCGAAGAAAGCUACACAGGUUGCUAAGGCGAUCUCGGCGUACGCAAGUUCUGACGGGGAGGAUGAACUGAGUGGAGCGAAAGAUGCUAUCAAGCUGGUGGUUCAUUCGCCAGAGAAACACGCAGUGAACACGGCUCUCAACUCACCAGUGCGAAGGAUAAAUUUCACUCCGAGUAAACCGUCCAAGGCACUUGAUGAAAAUGGAGAACCGAAUCUGCCACCCCCAAAGUUAUUUGAUUUUGGCGACUCGCAGUUCAUGUCAAGUCCUGCUCGUCGGCCUCCCCCGUCGCCUUUCCAUUUCACACUAAAGGAGACCCCCAAGCGCGCUGGUUUAUCAUUCCAUGAAAGCACAAACCAUUUGACUCGUCCAGAAUCUCCUCAGGCACAGAAUUCCCCGCUCAGAUUGUCUCCGAAGAAGGCUAAACUAGGAACACCAGCGCGAGGAAGCCUCUUUCUUCCUGAUGGGGCUCGAGUUCAGUCGCAGCCGAAUUUCACUCCUGCACGCGAUUCCCCUCUCAAAACGUCCCCUAAGAAAGGUAUCUUCGGCGCCUCUUUUUCUUCAUCUCAACAACCGCAACAACAAGCCUCGACACCUUUCAAGACCAGUCUGCUUAUGAGCCCCGCGCGGAAGGUCGUUACCCCAUUCAAGAGCUCUAUGACGCGUAUGCCGUCUUCAUUAGCCAAAGAGACUCGGAUACAAGAUGAUAGCGACGAUGAGACAGUAUCGAUGUAUGACCAGUCGCCGCUUCGAGCUCAGAAUAUGGGUGAGCCGAUCAAUUUUGAUGAGGAGGAACAGGAAGAGGAGCGGGCAGCUUCUGAAGAGUAUGAUGUGGACACCCUACAUCAAGAAAGCCCUGUCCAUGCACAGAAUGAGUAUUCACAGGAUGAAGAUGCUCAGUCUUAUUCUGCAGGAUCUGGUGAAGACGAGGAUCAAGAGAAUGUUCUUGAUGACGACGUCGCGCCUCUCCAGGUGGAGGAUCUUACUCAGGAUGAAGCCGAUAUGGAGGACUAUGCCGAAGCCGCUGAUGAGCCCGGGGUGGAUGAUUUGCACAUGGCCUCCGUUGAGGACGAUGUUACGGAAGAGGAAUAUGGGCCGGCGCCGGAAAAUACCUACGUAGAGGAAUUCGAUCAGGAAGAAGGCUCUGAAGAGAACGAACACACAACGAAUCUGCCGGAGCCAAUCCCUGAAGCAUGCAGCGUGCGAACCUCGACCUUCACAUUUACCCCCUUUGAUGUGCUAGAGGAUGUCUUCACUGAGAGCCCGACGAAAGAAACUCUCGACAAAGGAGCUCCAAUGGUGGAAGAGGAAGCGGCUGAUGAUCCCACGCCAUCUGAGGACGAAGAGCUCGCUGAGCUUGAGAUGUCCACUUAUCGCGAAAACAUUGAGACCGAGACCACACCUCAUGAAGCUGGCGAAGGAGAUCUGAUGAGUUCUGGCCCAGUACAGCCCUACGAGGUUGAGGAAGUCGCAGACACUCCAUUUGUCAACUUUCUCUUGACUCAUUGGGCCCCAACUCUACCAGUUGCUAAUGUACUUGAAAUUCCCACGUCUCCUGUGGUAGAGACAGAAAUCACCUCUCCAGAUGAACCAUCGGAGACUCGAGAUCCCUCCCCGGCCAAGUCUGUUCAGGAGCCAUUCUCAGAACACAGUGCUCGGAUCCCUCGGAAGGAAGUACCUCAAUCAGCACCCAACCGAGGACCACGCUUCACAUUGCUAGCUGAGCAACUGAGCCAAUGGAAAGCGAGUAGCCCUGCGAAGAACGAGGAAAGACGUCCUCGCCGUCGAGGCGUUUUCUCCCUUGCUGGAAGGCGCAGUGACGUUUCUCUUGUUUCUAGUGUUACUCCUCGGGCCCGCGCCACAGAUAUCUUCGCCAACGCCCCAACACUCCCACGGAUGACUCCUUCACGGAAUCGAGUUUUCUCCGCUCCAGUUCCUGUCGCAAGCCCUGAGAUUCACGAAGACGAGGAAGAGCCGGUGAUGGAUGCGGAUGUCCAAUCAGAGACACCUGUGAGGGAGCCAAUGGGGGAAAUAGCACCCGAAACUCUGUCUAGCCCAAAGGUCUUCGAAGAAACCAGGGACGAGCCAGAAGAAGAUGCAGCUGCAGUCUAUCCUACACUUGAGGACCCAGAAGACGAAAAGGAGAAUGAGGUCAUCCAAUCUCCAGCUCCCGCAACCCCACUUGGGAAUCCCCCGCUCAGCAUGCAGACUUUCCACACCGUGUCCAAGGUGCCCUUGAAGCCUGAGGGCGAGAUCUCACCGUUGAAGAUCUGCCGGAAACGUGGACGCUCUCUUUCAAUCGCUUCUCCUGUUCGAUCUUCUCCCAGACUGCGGAACUUCGUGCUGCCUCCGCCAGGACAAAUUGUUCCCGACUCACCUCCACGCAAAUCACCCAGGCUUCAAGAAGGGUCUGUUCGGAAACAAGCUCGAGAGUCUUUGAGCAAACCUGCUGAGCCUCAGCGGCCGCGAUCUAGAACACCCUCUCGCUCGGCCAGCCCCUCGAAAACGCCUCGCAAACAAGUUGCCGCCUACAACUACUGCCUUCGUGGGGCUGUCGUAUACGUAGAUGUUCAUACCACGGAAGGUGAAGACGCUAGCGGCCUCUUCAUCGAAGCGUUGCAGGAGAUGGGAGCCAGAUGUGUUAAGAACUGGUCAUGGAACCCGCGUGCCAGUCUAUCCCCGGAGGAGACUGCGGAGCCGAAAGAAGGCAGAGUCGGGAUCACUCAUGUGGUCUUCAAGGAUGGUGGCGUCCGUACGCUGGAAAAGGUUAGGGCGGCGGCUGGGUUGGUGAAGUGUGUGGGAGUCGGCUGGGUUCUUGACUGUGAACGCGAAAACAAAUGGCUUGACGAGACCCCGUACGCGGUCGACAGCUCCAUCAUUCCCCGCGGCGGCGCCAAGCGACGCAAGAGCAUGGAACCCCGAGCACUCGCCAAUGUCAACGGCACCCUCGUCAAGAACACUGUGCCCAGCACCUCAUCUUCAAACCGCCGCCAAUCCGAAGCCGCUCGCAACGUCGUUCGAAGCACAACGCCCGCCUCCCGCAACAACGACCCAUCCGCCCCCUCCACUCCGCAAACCACCAUCCGGAAACGCGAACCGGACUACAAAUUCUGGCAGACUCCCAAAACACCCAGUGCUGCCUCAUUGGGCUACAAUAUGGAUAGCAUUGGCAUGUCUCCCGCAACACCGUUCUACCUCUCGCAGCACUCGAAGCUCGUCCAGCAGACGUGCCCGCCGAAGCAGACGCAACAAGGUCUGUUUUCGAAAUCCGGGCCUGCGGACGAGGAGACGUCGCAGCGGUUGAAAGCCAAGUUGGAGGCUGCGCGACGCAAGAGUUUGGCGUUUAAGCCCGCUGUGGGGAGCCCGCUUGUCGACUGA